Messenger RNA from Perognathus longimembris pacificus (Pacific pocket mouse), 2274 nucleotides. RefSeq names its product regulator of calcineurin 1 (gene Rcan1). Gene Ontology annotation, cellular component: nucleus; cytoplasm. Gene Ontology annotation, molecular function: calcium-dependent protein serine/threonine phosphatase regulator activity; nucleic acid binding. The record is from RefSeq and is a predicted model, not a curated record. Lineage: Eukaryota; Metazoa; Chordata; Mammalia; Rodentia; Heteromyidae. The coding region runs from base 1 to 756 and encodes 251 amino acids. Gene Ontology annotation, biological process: calcium-mediated signaling. The transcript is spliced from 4 exons.
AUGGAGGACGGCGUGGCCCGGGCCCGGCGCGGGGCGGCGGCCGAGGCGGCCCCGACGCGGGCGCGGCCCGGGGUGACGCUGCGGCCCUUCGCGCCCUUCCCGCCGGGGACGGCCGACCCGGAUCAGGGCGGCGGCGGCGACUGGAGCUUCAUCGACUGCGCGAUGGAGGAGGUGGACCUGCAGGACCUGCCCAGCGCCACCAUCGCCUGCCACCUGGACCCGCGCGUGUUCGCGGACGGCCUGUGCCGGGCCAAAUUUGAAUCCCUCUUCAGGACGUACGACAAGGAUAUCACCUUCCAGUAUUUUAAGAGCUUCAAGCGCGUCCGGAUCAACUUCAGCAACCCCUUAUCCGCGGCCGAUGCCCGGCUGCGGCUGCACAAGACCGAGUUUCUGGGGAAGGAAAUGAAGUUAUAUUUUGCUCAGACCUUACACAUAGGAAGCUCCCACCUGGCGCCCCCCAACCCAGACAAGCAGUUCCUCAUCUCUCCCCCCGCCUCCCCACCCGUGGGCUGGAAGCAAGUGGAGGACGCCACCCCCGUCAUCAACUACGACCUUUUAUACGCCAUCUCCAAGCUGGGGCCGGGGGAGAAGUAUGAACUGCACGCGGCGACGGACACCACCCCCAGCGUGGUGGUCCACGUGUGCGAGAGCGACCAGGAGAACGAGGAGGAGGACGAGAUGGAGAGAAUGAAGAGACCCAAGCCAAAAAUUAUCCAGACGCGAAGGCCAGAGUACACGCCCAUCCACCUGAGCUGAACCGGCCCACGGAGGAAGGGCGUGCGUGGAGGAAUCUUUUACUGUGCCGCCGGCCGGUCACGGCUCUGGGAGGCGGCAGCCGCGACUCACGGCGGUGGAGGAGAACCGAGGCCCCGCCGCCCCUCAGCCCGCGUCCGUGGCUCCCGGGAACGCCCUGGGCCACUCACUCGCGUGUGUGGCGCUCGCACGGGGACACUGGGACGUGUCUUGAGGAAACCGAUCGUGCUAGUGUUUUGUACUCAUUCUUUUCUGGUAGGUUCCGUGUUUGCCAGGCUGGUCAGCGGGACCCGGGGUGGGGGGGAGUUUUCUGUUUCUCUCCGGGGGCCCAGCAGGCCCGGCCGAAGACAGCCGGUGUAUGUGGAAAUGCGUAGCGUUCCAUGUCUUCCCUCCUGUUCUCCUACCUGUGCAUGUACGCUGUUGGUUUUCCAGACUGCCCCUCUGUUCCCGUGGGAAGGUACAUGGCGCUUCCCAGCCCCCCCCCCACCCCCCGGGAAGCCCGGGCCACGGCCCUCCGCGGUGGAGGGUGUCCAGCCUGCAUUGCCUUCGCCCGGCACCUGGCAGGUACAUCAUGUAACUUGUGAUUUUUUUUUUUUUUUUUUUGCAAAAACCUGGAAUUCCUGUGUAGUUUAGCUUGGAAAAUUCAAGAGAAUAGCAGUUUCACUGCCAACUUCUAGGGGGCGAGAAAUGUUCCUUUGGGGUGUUUGGGGUCCGCCAUUGGUUUCCAUUGUCCCGUUUUGUUUUAUGUAGCGGUUUGUGUGUGUGUGUGUGAAUCGUAGCCAAGCAUCUGGGGAGCUGUUGGUUGAGGUAGUUGGUUUUACACACCCUCCCCCCCUCCCACCCCCACCCCCACGGAAACCUCAAGAUAAACUUGUAAAUAAAGCUGGCAGUGUCUUUCCGUUCGUGUUACACACUUGGGAUGGAGCAGUGGGCAGCGGAAGGGUUGCGUGAUGUAUUAACCUACCUGUGACUUGUCUGUGGUAGCAAACGCCGAGCCCGUGUCGAACCGGGUUGAAUUCACGAAGCAUGUCAAGUGAGUCGUAGAUGUGUGUUGAUACGAGAAAGGGUGCAGUGCCUUCCCCCCCCACCCCCCCCCCCACGGAUUCCUGCGGGGACCGUCACACUAGCGGAACGUUUGUAAUGUUUUUUCUAGUCGUAAUGUGUAUGUCCGGUAAAUAGAUAUUAUAUUUUGGCCUUACAAUACCAUCACAAAGUUUGUCACUUGGAAACACCUAUUGCCAAGUUAACAAUGCAUGCUUUGGAAAUUCGGGAGAUGGUUUUCUUUCGUAAGGGCAGAUCUGUGUGCAUUGAAGUCUUUGGCUGUUCCUAACAAGAGCUCGGUUGAAUGUUCUCACACCUCUGUUUACAGUACUGGGGAGGAGACACCGCGGUCAGGGAGAGGCCAUGAUAGCUGUUCAAGUGUUUCUAGUUAAGUGCUUUUAAACCGGAGAGGCUAACCUCAAAGUAUUUUUUUUAACUGCAUUCGAUAAUAAAUCAGCACAAUAUGCUCUUUAUGGAAAA